UUCUCGUAAAAGACGACCUUCUUUCUCCCAUGAUGGUGACCUAUUCUUGAGUGGACUACGAGAUGAUGAGCAAAUGAAUGAAUGCAACGCUGCAUUGGUACUAAUGAGUUUAUCGGGAUCACCACACUCACCUCGUCCUUGGAUGCUUGGGUCAAGUCCUGCUAGCAACAGCAGCGGUUCCUGGACUUCAUGCAGCGACGAAUUGACUGAAGAAAGUGUAGUUGCGCCACCCCAGAAUCAAAAUCACGGUUCCGCAAAUGCAGUAGAGGCCUAUAACAUAAGUGUGAAGCCUCUACAAUACAGCUUGAGCAAUCAUCCGAAAUUUCAAACAAAUCGUUUGCGAACAGCUUCAUUAUCUACAUCUGACGAAGGCAUCGUCAUGGACUAUAAUGAUGAAACACCAAGAAAACGUCGAAUCAACACUACUCUUUUUAAAUGCACCUGGAAAAAGUGUAAUGUGAUACACAAAACUGUUGACGAAAUUGAAAAUCAUGUUCGUGAAGCUCAUCUUGGAAUGCAAAAAUCACGAAAUGCUGAUGCCGAUGAUAACUCGGAGGAGGAUGACGAUUUUGAUGACGAUUUAAGUGAUGAUGCCGUUCCAGAUGAGGCGUUUUAUUACACGGAAAUAGAAGCUGAAAUUGAAACUGAAGAUACUGAUAUAAAAUCUCCCAAUCCUCCGUCGCCACCAACGUUAAGCCAUCGCGAUAUGGCACGACCGCCACAUGAAGAUCCAGAAUAUCAGAGACGUUUAGUUGGAAAUAUGAGACAAGGAUUGUUAACAAUGUCUCAGUCUUCUGUUAAACCUCCGCUGCCCAAUACGGCAGGAGCUAUCAAUAUUCCGAAUUCCCCAUUGGCUCACCACAACUAUACAUGGGCACAACAAAAUUCGUUGUCACCACAAAAGCACGUGCGUCUAUCGCCACGUCCAUCCACUUCAUAUGCGCCAUAUCCUUCGCCAACGUAUACGAGUGCAAUUGCCGCUGCUCAGCAUAAUGUUAAUGUGGCUUUGGGGCUACCAAAUUCAUAUAACGGCCCAUCGGCAUCAAAUAACAUUCGUGCAUCGGGCAGUAUUACUAUUCUCAAUAGUAAUAACAACUCUUCGAUUCACCAUUCACAAUCCUUGCAUACUGCUAAUCAUUUGCAACAGCCACAACAUUCGGAUAUUCUGAAUUUGUCUCACAGUGCACCAACUUCAUCUGCCACUUCAGUUAUUCAUCGAUCACAACUUUCACCAAAUCGACGGCCAAGGGGAGAAAAUAAAAAGUGUCGAAAGCAGUAUGGCAUGGAGAAAAAGGAAUUAUGGUGUACACAGUGCAAAUGGAAAAAAGCUUGCAGCCGUUUCGGCGACUGAAAACGACCGAAAUCGUCAUCCAUGACGAAGCCGAUGACGAUUAUCUCACGUAUUCAAAUAUAAAAUAUAAAUAUAAAUCGUUUAGAUUGUAAACAAAAUAGAAACACUUUAUUAUCGUAUAGUUUUGAGUUUCGAUGAGAUCUUUUAUUCAAAUGAUAAAAGGUGUGAAAAUAUUUCAUCGACAAUCUCGACGAACAAAUCUUUCACUCAUAAAUGUUUAUUACACUCAACGAAAUAACAAAGACAUUAUAUGCUUCGAACUUUUUUCAUGUUUAUUAUUUAGCCGAUUCGAAGUCUGUACAAUUAAAAUCUGAAAUGCAAAAAAAUAAAUGCACGACUAGAUAUGUAAAUUUGUUUGUUCGAGUUUUGUUAUUUAUUUAAGAUAAAAAAAUUCCAAAAUUUAUCAAAUUACUGCUGAGUGUUUUUUUUAAAUAAUAGUAUGGUUUGGAAUCUCGGGGAAAUCAACCACAAUAGUGACAAAUAGUUCGGAACUUUUGGUUUUAAAUAUAUCUGUGUCGUCUGGAGAGUUGCUUUUUCCGAUAUAUCUAAGCAAAUACAUGAUUGAUUUAAGUGAACGCGAAGAACAAUUCUUACUAUAAAGUAUAAACCACAAACCUAAAAAGGAAAAUAAUUCUUGUUUUGUUUCUUCUUCUAUGAAAAAAUGAUAUUUAUUUAGAUUUUAGACUAGUGCUAUUGCAUCGAUAUAGUUUCACAAAAAGACAUUGAACACUUGUAUCACGCUGUCAUUUCGUAUGCAAAAUCUUCGAAAUUAUUGAGGUACCUUUUGGUGAUUACGAGCGGCGCAUUUUCCAACAAAUAAAAGCGUGGCAGCUUUAUCACGUAAAAUAUUCAGAUAAAUGUUUGGUGUGAAAUACAAUUUAAAAACAUGUGGCCAUUUUUUAUAUCCGCCAGUUCAUAAGUGUUGGUUCAUCAUCCUCAUAUAGAAGUUAUUCAUUAAAUAUAUGAAUGCAUAUGACCCAUUCAUAAUGGGAUAAUUUCGAAAAACUUUCCCGAAAGCUAGAAAUUCUAUUUCAAUUUCGAAACACAAAGCAACUUGAAGUGCCAAUAAUGUACAUCAAAGUCAUUAUGAUUAUGAUUAUACCUCAUCAUGAUUUCUCUUAUAUAAUCAUAGAUUUAUUUAACCGUACCUUGAAUGGAUGGGCAUUCCCCUUCUUACUUGACGAAUUUCAUAUGAACUAACAGCGGUGUACUUUUGUCUCAUACUCUUUGUCAAAUUCAAAUAUUUUUCCAAUUGGUCGUGUAUGAAAAUAAUUGAAACAGUUUUGUAUAUGUGGAGGGUGAAGGGACUGUAUUUAAGAGCCACCUGUAGGAACUUACUUGUAAGAACUGACGCAGUUUUUGAGUUUAUAUUUUCAAUGCAAUCUAAUAUAAUUUUAUUUUAAUAAAAUAAACUUGGAAGAAAUAAACAUAGGAGAUAAUUUUAAUUCACACCGUACCAAAAUCAAAUAUUUUCAAUGUAAAAUCAAAGAAAAGCAUUUGAUUUAUCACUAGAACACACCCUAAUUUUUACACAAAAUAAAACGUAAUAAUUAUUUGACGAAAGAAAAGUUUUUAUUUGCACAAAAAGCGACGAAAAUAUAUGCUAGCUGAAAUGAUAUGAUAUCGGCAAAAAUUAUUUCAUUUUUGUGAGUUUGCAAAAUAAAAACAUUUUCUUCUCAUUUUCCGGAAAAAGUUGUCUUAAAAAAAGAAUUUUUUAUUUAACGUUUUUUCAAAACUGGCCAAAAAUAGAAGAAAAAAUACGUCACAACCAGGCCUUGCUUGACACCAAGGAAAUGUUACAACAACAAAUAUAAAGGAAAGAAUACGUUUAAUGUUAUACGUUGUUGAGUGGAUUUUGGGAACUAUUUACUUGUAAUUCAACAAGAAUGUAAGAAAGUGUGUUCAAUGUUUUGUCCUUAGCGCUAGAUUUGCUAUAUUUUCGAGCUAACGAGACCUGGUUGUAACGUUUUUCGUUCUAAUUUUCACUUUACAGUAGGCUUUUUUUAAUAUAAGAUAUCAUUGUAAAGUGUGAAUUCGCCCAAUGUUUGCUGAUUCCUUCUUGGUUUGCCUUCAAACUGAAUCACACUCGAUCAGACAGAGGAAGAACAUUUAUAUCAAGUAUGAAUGUCGGUUCUGCCGCAACACUCGUCGGCAAGUGUUGUCGUUCUAAGACGACAAUCAUAAUACGUUGAACGACUUCACAGGCAUACACGUACUCUUCAGCGUAGUACACUUUAAAUGUACUUUCUGCGGCGCAAGUGAAUUAACGGGCCCUGCCAUUUUUACAAACACAUUUGACCAUACGCAUGCAUGGUGCUAACAAUACAAAGUAUAACAAUAACAUGAUUUUAAAGACAAAUAUUUUGUAUUUUUUGUGUCAUUAAGCGCCGCUUAAUAGGCAGACGACUAUGUGGUCCCCAUUAAACACACUCACUACAUUUGGUUACAUUCAUUCCGUGAGUUUCAUUUGUUUCAGUAAUGUGUCGCUAUUGUACAACUAUCAAACUCUCGAUGCAUUUGAUACUGUUUCCUCUGUCUGUAAAAAAUAUUCAACAUGGAUUUGAUCUAAUAUUUUCUAAUAUUUCAUACCGCCAUCACACCAGACGUCAAAAAUAGGCUUAUCAAACAUUUUCAACACAAAAGCAAUAAACAAUGAUCGAUCAAAUACCUGUUUGACGUUUGGUUCGAAUGCGGACAUCCAUUGAAAAUGUUCAUUCAAAUUCAUAUUUUGCAUCUAAGUGUGAACGCGUCUUUGAUUAAAUAUAAGCAAUUAAAAUUAUUCAUAUUUAAUAAAAAAAAAUAUUCAACCAUGUUGUUCAUGUGCUACUUUUCCCAGAUUUAGAUCUAGUUGGCAGAAAUUUUAACUGUAAAAAUGGAAAAUACUUCCCGUAAAUUCGAGUUUUCGUUCUAUAUAUUUUAUUAUAAUAGUUGUGAAUACAUAUAUAUAUGUAAUGAUAUUUAUUCGUCUAACCACAAUACAAUAUGUUAUUUGUAAGAUAAUCAUAAUAAUAAAUUAACAUUUGCGUCGAAAAA
Molecule: messenger RNA, 4384 nt
Organism: Sitodiplosis mosellana (orange wheat blossom midge)
Lineage: Eukaryota; Metazoa; Arthropoda; Insecta; Diptera; Cecidomyiidae
Product: zinc finger protein 704-like
Biological process (GO): regulation of transcription by RNA polymerase II
Cellular component (GO): nucleus
Molecular function (GO): RNA polymerase II cis-regulatory region sequence-specific DNA binding; DNA-binding transcription factor activity
Source: RefSeq, a predicted model, not a curated record